Adineta ricciae is the source of this 1836-nucleotide messenger RNA. The record is from the annotation of a GenBank genome assembly. NCBI's taxonomy places the organism in Eukaryota, Metazoa, Rotifera, Eurotatoria, Adinetida, Adinetidae.
AUGCUUGUUUCAACUCCAUCUGCUACUUCGCACCCGUUAACUAAUAGCUUAACAUCAUCGAAUGCAUUACACUCGUCGCUUCCAUCGUCGUUUUCGACAUCAACGUUAGCACCCUUAUCAACAACUAAUCCAUCGAUAUGGACGAUUAAACAAGUUGAAGAAUGGUUGAUAAAACACGGUUUAAAUGAUUGUAUUGAGCUUAUCUGCUAUGAACAUCGCAUGAAUGGUCAACGAUUAAUGAAUUUAAAAGAGGAAGAUGUUCUGGGUUUGAGAGGCACUGGAAAAAAUAAUGAACUAUGGUUACAAAUCAAGCAAUUACAACAAUUCUAUUCGAGUAAUUAUCAUCUGUGGACAUCGAGGUCAUCAACUGCUCAACAACGAAACUUUGAACAAUCUCUUCCAAUGACAGCAUCUUCGUAUUUUAACCCAUCUGCCUUACAUUCAUCUAUACCACUUCGAUCUCUUGCACCUUUGAACCAACUUCGCACAGCACCCUCGUGUGUACCUGCUAUACCGGCAACAUCAUCAUCUGACCCAGUAAUUCUAACAACGCAAUCACAAGCAUCGAUAACAUCAUCGUCUUCAACUUCGUCAUCAGGAGCUUCGCAUACAACUAUACAAAUGAACCCACAUCAGGAACGACAGACUUUAGCAAAAACAGCAUCGAUUACCACAAAUCAAACUCAAUCAGUCACACCAACGACCAUAUUGAUCGAGCGUGCACCUUUAUCUGUGACACGUUCAACAAAUAAUCAACAACAACAACAUCAUCGACGAUCUUCUUCUCAUAGUAUGUCAACAUCAAAUGCAUCUGUUAAUAUUCUUCCACCGUCAUCUACGUCCACAGCGCAGCGUGUCACGAAUCCUCUAUUGAAUCCACAUCGAACGCCAGCCGAUCAAAUUGAAGAUCAACCAGUUACAAGUUGUUGUUUUGUUGCUUCAAUACGUUCCGAUCGAAAGAAGACUUUAUCCGCAUGUCUUCUUGCGCUGAGCACUGUAUAUUUCUGUUCGUUCAUUAUCACAAUCGUUGAUGAACGCUUGCCAGACCCCAAAAAUUUUCCACCAUUACCGGACCUUAUUCUCGACAAUGUCAAACAAAUUCCAUGGGCAUUUUCAGUUACUGAAAAAAUCAUUCUCGUCGAAGUGCUCACUCUCAUCACGAUUAUCGUCCUGCAUCGACAUCGACUGAUUAUUAUUCGUCGAUUAUUUGCCAUAGCAGCGGCACUUUAUUUUCUACGUAGUUUAACAAUGGUUUUCACAUCUCUACCAGUAGCUACACAAGUAACUGAUUGCCGACCUGAAAGAUUGGCCAGCUUUGGUACACGCUUAAAAAAGGCAACGUUAAUCUUUCUCGGUCAAGGAAUGUCAUCAUUCGGUGUUAAAACAUGUGGUGAUUAUUUGUAUAGUGGUCAUACUUGUACCCUCGUGCUCGCAACACAUUUUAUCAACGAAUAUUCUCCACGUUCGUACCAUCUACUUCAUUUUCUCAGCUGGAUUAUGGCUAUCACCGGCAUGUUUUUCAUUUUGGCUGGACAUCAGCAUUAUUCUAUUGACAUUCUCAUUGCUUGGGUACUUAGUUCCCGCCUAUUCAUCUACUAUCAUACUUUGGCAAACAAUCGUACAUAUUUUCAACGAGAUAAAAGUCGAAUGAGAAUAUGGUUUCCAUUUUUUUCUUACUUCGAAGAGAAUGUUAAACAAGCUCUACCCAAUGAAUACUGUUUACCAGAUAUUAUCUGUGAAGCACGUACGAUGCUCAACGGCUGGUUCGAUAAAAUUAAUCUUUCCAAGAAAGCCGAUUUGGAUUCGUACGACAAAAAGCCGAACGCGUACACAUAA